CUACGUCAUGUCCGCGGGAAGCGACGGCUGGUAGUCAACGAUUGUUCACUGCGAAAUAAUUAUCUUUUCUUUAUUUUGUAUUUAAUUGAGUAAAUGUCAAAAUGAUUCUUACUGUAAAGCCACUUCAAGGGAAAGAGUGUAAUGUUCAGGUGACAGAAAAUGAAAAGGUAUCGACGGUAAAAGAACUGGUAUCAGAACGUUUAAACAUCCCACCAAGUCAACAGAGACUGCUGUAUAAAGGAAAAGCUCUUGCAGAUGAACACAGAUUGAGUGAUUACUCCAUUGGACCAGAGGCCAAGCUGAAUCUAGUUGUGCGGCCAGCAGGAGAGAGGAGUGGAGGUGCAGUGGGAGCCAGUGGCAGUAGUAAUAAUGAAAAAUCUGCCAGUGGUGUAUGGCAAUUAUUGUCAACCGUCCUGGCCAAACACUUCAGCCCGGCCGAUGCUGCUAAAGUGCAGGAACAACUCACUAAGGAUUACGAACGCUCUCUCAGACAGCUCAGUCUAGAUGAUAUAGAGCGUAUGGCCAGCCGUCUGCUGCAUCCGGAGACGGAGGUCAUGGAUACUUCAUAUAUGGACUGAAACAAACUACAAAGAUGAAUCUUUGACUCCAUUGGACUACCCCUACCCAUCAGCUACAUGUGUGGGAGUAGGAUGUAUUUAAUAUGAACUGUUAGGAAGAAAAAAAAGCCAGAAGUCCCCUUUACAUUACAGACUGAGGUGAUCUUUCUCAAGGCAAGGGGCCACAAUGCUUACCAUUGCUUUCCCAUCGGAGGAAACUGGUGGUGGUUUUAGUGCAACUCUGUAAAUAUCGUGUGCAAAUUAUUAAUAAAAAGUGUUCUUGAUCA
Messenger RNA from Xyrauchen texanus (razorback sucker), 844 nucleotides. It is a transcript of the gene ubl4a, whose product is annotated as ubiquitin like 4A. The coding region runs from base 102 to 578 and encodes 158 amino acids. The transcript has 4 exons. Gene Ontology annotation, biological process: post-translational protein targeting to endoplasmic reticulum membrane. The record is from RefSeq and is a predicted model, not a curated record. NCBI's taxonomy places the organism in Eukaryota, Metazoa, Chordata, Actinopteri, Cypriniformes, Catostomidae. Gene Ontology annotation, molecular function: protein binding.